ACUGGCACAUCGGGCUGGACUCCGGGCAGAGGCACAUCGGGCUGGACUCCGGGCAGCGGCACAUCGGGCUGGACUCCGGGCAGCGGCACAUCGGGCUGGACGCCGGGCAGCGGCACAUCGGGGCUGGACGCCGGGCAGAGGCACAUCGGGCUGGACUCCGGGCAGAGGCACAGGGCCCCCAGGAGGAGCGGCAGGCACAGGGCCCCCAGGAGGAGCGGCAGGCACAGGGCCCCAGGCGGAGCGACAGGCAUCGGGCCCCCAGGCAGAGCGACAGGGCACCGGGCCCCCAGGCGGAGCGACAGGCACCGGGCCCCCAGGCGGAGGGCAGGCAUCGGUCCCCCGGGCGGGGCGUCAGGCUCCGGGCCCCCAGGCGGGACGGCAGGCACCGGGCCCCCAGGCAGAGCAACAGGCACCGGGCCCCCAGGCGGAGCGGCAGGCGCUGGACCCCCAGGAGGGGCAGCGGGCACCAGGCCCCCAGGCGGAGCAACGGGCACCGGGUCAUCAGGCACGACAGUGGGUUCCGAGUCAACUGGCAUGACCGCGAGCACUGAGUCAGACAUUGGAUCGUCUGGCUCGACAGCGGGCAUCGGGUCACCAGGCAUCAGGUCAUUUGGCUCG
Messenger RNA from Staurois parvus, 618 nucleotides. Lineage: Eukaryota; Metazoa; Chordata; Amphibia; Anura; Ranidae. The record is from the annotation of a GenBank genome assembly.